Messenger RNA from Plectropomus leopardus (leopard coralgrouper), 2146 nucleotides. It is a transcript of the gene scp2a, whose product is annotated as sterol carrier protein 2a. The record is from RefSeq and is a predicted model, not a curated record. Lineage: Eukaryota; Metazoa; Chordata; Actinopteri; Perciformes; Serranidae. Gene Ontology annotation, molecular function: acyltransferase activity, transferring groups other than amino-acyl groups.
UGUUCUGUAGUGAGUUGUCUGUCCUGUCAGUGCUGCUGUCCUCCAGUGUGUCUCUGUUUGUCUCUGUGUUUCUCUGUGUGGACUGAAGGGAAGCGACCAUGGCACCUGCAAAGAAGAACAAGGUGUUUGUCAUCGGUGUGGGCAUGACAAAGUUUGAUAAGCCUGGAGCCCGAGGUGACUAUGAUUACCCUGACAUGGCCAAGGAAGCAGGUGAAAAGGCUCUAACAGAUGCAGGAGUCCCAUAUUCUGCCAUUGAACAAGCCUGUGUAGGAUAUGUCUACGGGGACUCCACAUGUGGGCAGAGGGCCAUUUACCACAGCCUGGGCCUGACUGGGAUCCCCAUUAUCAACGUCAACAACAACUGCUCCACAGGCUCCACCGCUCUCUUCAUGGCACGCCAGCUCAUUCAGGGAGGUCUUGCUGAUUGUGUGCUUGCCCUCGGGUUUGAGAGAAUGGAGAAGGGCUCUUUAUCUGCAAAGUUUAUGGACAGGACUAACCCAAUGGACAAACACAUGGAGGUGAUGAUCAAUCGCUACGGGAUGGUGGCAGCUCCAGCAGCACCACAGAUGUUCGGCAACGCUGGCAGGGAGCACAUGGAGAAAUAUGGCACAAAACCGGAACACUUUGCCAAAAUUGCCUGGAAAAACCACAAGCAUUCCACCAACAACCCAUAUUCCCAGUUCCAGGAUGAGUACAGUUUGGAGCAGGUGAUGAACUCCAGGAAGGUUUUUGAAUACCUCACUCUCCUGCAGUGUUGCCCGACAUCAGAUGGUGCUGGAGCAGCAGUUUUGGCCAGCGAGGCCUUCGUCAGGAAACACCAUCUGGAGAACCAGGCGGUGGAGAUUGUGGCCCAAGAGAUGGUGACUGACCUCGCUUCCACGUUUGAAGAAAACAGCUGCAUUAAGAUGGUGGGAUAUGACAUGUCUCGAACGGCUGCCCAAAAGUGUUAUGAAGCGGCAGGUCUGAAGCCGAGUGACGUCGAUGUGGUCGAACUGCACGACUGCUUUUCAGCCAAUGAGCUCAUCACGUAUGAGGCUCUGGGACUGUGUCCAGAGGGUAAAGCAGGUGAGCUGAUUGACAGAGGGGACAACACAUAUGGAGGCAAGUUUGUGAUCAACCCCAGUGGCGGUCUCAUCUCUAAAGGACAUCCUCUGGGCGCCACAGGUCUGGCCCAGUGUGCAGAGCUCUGCUGGCAGCUCCGAGGGCAGGCUGGCAAGAGGCAGGUCCCCGGGGCAAAAGUGGCUCUGCAGCACAACAUUGGCUUGGGAGGAGCUGUGGUCGUCAGCCUCUACAGGCUGGGAUUCCCUCAGGAGGCCAGUUCCCACAUAGGUGCAGCUCCCACCAGCUCAGCCAGCAGUCUGGAGGGUUUCAAAGCUUACCCUGUCUUCAAAGAGAUGGAAAAACGUCUACAGGAGGAAGGAGAGCAGCUUGUCAAGAAAAUUGGUGGAGUGUUUGCCUUUAAAGUGAAGGACGGUCCAGGUGGGAAAGAGGCAACUUGGGUCGUGGAUGUGAAAAACGGCAAAGGUUCUAUCACCAAUGACCCAGGCAAAAAGGCCGACUGCACUUUUGCAACGAGUGACGAGGAUCUUCUGGAUCUGAUGACAGGAAAACUGAACCCACAAACCGCGUUCUUCAAAGGAAAACUGAAGAUCACUGGGAACAUGGGCAUGGCCAUGAAGCUGCAGAACCUCCAGAUGACACCGGGCAAGGCCAAGCUGUGAGACUCUGAGCCAGUUCUUUGUCACACUUCACUGGAAAAUGUGUUAGAAAACUAUUAAUUUUGCUAAUCAACAAGCUCAUGGAACACUUUUCAUAAAGUGUUUGAUAUGCUGCUGCUUUGAUAUCAGAGCGCACUCACUUGCAGAGUACACACAGAAUAUUUUAACAUCCCGUAAUAUGUUGUUUAAUCUUGUUGACUCAUCAUCUUUAAGGUUGUCAGAUGCUUUCUCGUGUGCAACAUCAGUGCAAUUUUCAAAAAUACACAAACACUUAAUGUGCCUCUAAUUUCUGUCUAGGAAAUUAAGCUUUUGGUUAAAAGCCAAUUUUGGCAUCAACCAUUUUGAUAGAUCAUUUUGUAUAAUAUAUACCUCUGUAAAUGAUAGCAAUUAUCUAAUUUUUCAAAAAAUAAAUCCUUUACUGACCAUGA